Molecule: messenger RNA, 1426 nt
Organism: Cherax quadricarinatus
Lineage: Eukaryota; Metazoa; Arthropoda; Malacostraca; Decapoda; Parastacidae
Product: venom protein 302
Biological process (GO): regulation of cell growth; regulation of signal transduction
Cellular component (GO): extracellular region
Molecular function (GO): insulin-like growth factor binding
Source: RefSeq, a predicted model, not a curated record
GUAGUGUUGGAGAGGACAUGGGUGGUGUAGGAAGAGGACUGAACUCAGUGCUGAGGUCACCUUCCACUGAGCAUCAUGGACCUGAGGCUCGUCUGCUUAGUUUCCUUCACAUUGACACUGAUUUCGGGGAGCGAGGCGGUGGACUGUUCUUGUGAACACGCUAAGUGUUCCCAGCUGGAUCCAGCAGACUGCAGCAACGGGGUUACUAAAGAUAUGUGUGGCUGCUGCACUGUGUGUGCCGGGGUCCUGGGCGAAGAAUGUGGAGGACCUUGGAACAUCUACGGUGACUGUGGCACUUCUCUUGAGUGUCACCAGGAGUCCUGUCCUCUUGAUACUGAUGAUGCUGACUGUUUCCUCUACUACCUCACACAGCCUGGGGAAUGUGUGGAGAAGAAGAGACGCUCUCUCCUCGACUUUUUCUCUGGUGUCGACAAAGUUGGCAUUCAGGAAGUCCGUGAGAGACGUCGUAUGCGUCUCCUGCAUCAACUAGAGAAAAUGAAGAAGUAAUCACCAUCAACCAAAUGUUCAAGAUCUGUUGCAAUACUGCGUCUCCAAUUUGAGAGCAAGAAAGACAUAAACUACAUUCGUUAAUGAACACAAUUUUCUAUUACAUAGAAGGUAAUUAUAUUUUAUAUCAUCCAAGCUUUUCAUUAUUAUUAUUGUUAUAAAACAAACACUAAACCCAUAUGGUUCAGACGGCACAGAUGUCCUUCAGCUAUAACUGUGACUAAGAUAAUAAGGUCGGGAAGCAGACGCAUGACAGUUGACUGUAUCACUGACAUGUCACUCAUGACACCAUUAAUUACCACUCCAUGAAUAAGUUUGUUGUACAUUCCUAGUGCGGGUUUACCAAGUAUAAUGGGUAUAUUUUAUUGAAAGGUGUAGGUCAGCUAAAUUAAGAAAAUAAUAGGUAAACUAAAAUAAAAAUCUAAGAGGCAGACUAUAAUAAAAAAUUAUAGAUAGUAACCUAAAUUAAAAAUGAAAGGUAAACUAAAAUAAAAAAUUAGAGGUAGACUAUACUAAAAUUGUAGAAGGUAAACUAAAUUAAAAAUGAAAGAGGUAAACUAAAAUAAAAAAAUAGAGGUAAAAAAAAUAGAGGUAAACUAAAACAAAAAAUUAGAGGUAGACUACGCUAAAAUUGUAGAAGGUAAACUAAAUUAAAAUUAUAAGAGGUAAACUAAAAUAAAAAAAUAGAGGUAAAAAAAAUAGAGGUAAACUAAAAUAAAAAAAUAGAGGUAGACUACACUAAAAUUGUAGAAGGUAAACUAAAUUAAAAAUAUAAGAGGUAAACUAAAAUAAAAAAAUAGAGGUAAAAAAAAUAGAGGUAAACUAAAAUAAAAAAAAAUAGAGGUAGACUACGCUAAAAAUGUAGAAGGUAAACUAAAUUAAAAAUAUAAGAGGUAAACUAAAAUAAAAAAAUAAAAGG